UUAUUCAGUAAAUGGAUUUAUUAGAAAAAAAAUAAGCUAUUGAUAAAAACAAGAGAAUCUUUUUGCAGAGAUAAUAUAACAAGAACAAGUGACUCUCUCUCCCAGAUCACUCCAUCAUUGUUCACCAUGGACAAAGCUUCACUCUCCAGCACCGAAGGAAAGCCGAUUCGAUGCAAAGCAGCAAUCUUACGGAAAGCAGGAGAAGCUUUGGUGAUAGAAGAGAUCCAAGUUGAUCCACCUCAAGCUUACGAAGUUAGGAUUAAAAUUCUAUGUACUUCUCUAUGUCACACGGAUGUUACUUUCUGGAAACUAGAAAGUGGACCGCUUGCAAGGUUUCCUAGGAUCCUAGGUCACGAAGCAGUCGGUGUGGUCGAGAGUAUUGGAGCCAACGUAGACGGAUUUAAACAAGGCGACGUCGUUUUGCCAGUGUUUCAACCUCAAUGUGAAGAAUGCAAAGAAUGCAAAUCUCCAAAGAGCAACUGGUGCACAAGAUAUACUAACGAUUUCUUAUCAAACACUAGACGAUAUGGAAUGACUUCAAGAUUCAAGGACUCUUUUGGAGAAGUUAUUCACCAUUUUAUCUUUGUCUCGAGUUUUACUGAAUAUACCGUGGUAGAUAUCGCACAUCUCGUCAAAAUCUCUCCUGAAAUUCCCGUUGAUAUAGCAGCCUUGCUCAGCUGCGGUGUUGCCACAGGAAUUGGAGCUGCGUGGAAAGUGGCUGACGUAGAGGAAGGUUCCACUGUCGCUAUCUUUGGCCUUGGUGCUGUUGGACUCGCGGUUGCAGAAGGAGUCAGAUUGCGGGGAGCCACUAAGAUCAUCGGUGUGGAUCUCAAUCCCGCCAAAUUUGAAAUAGGUAAAAGAUACGGAAUGACGGAUUUCGUCAAUCCUGCUUUGUGUGGGGAGAAGACAAUUAGUGAGGUGAUUAGAGAAAUGACAGAAGUAGGAGCUGACUACAGUUUUGAAUGCAUUGGUUUAGCUUCCUUGAUGGAAGAGGCUUUCAAUAGCACUCGCCCUGGAUCGGGUAAAACGGUAAUAUUGGGGAUGGAACAAAAGGCUUUGCCAGUAAGCUUGGGUAGUUAUGAUCUUCUCAGAGGCAGAACUAUAUGUGGAACAUUGUUCGGUGGUUUGAAACCCAAACUUGAUAUUCCAAUUCUCGUGGAUCGUUAUUUGAAAAAGGAGCUUAACCUAGACGGUCUGAUUACACAUGAAUUAAGCUUUGAGGAAAUUAACAAAGCUUUUGAUUUAUUGGCGGAAGGAAACUCUAUCCGUUGCGUUGUAUGGAUGGAUAAAUAAUUGUUUUAUUUUCUCAAUUUGAAAUUUUCUUGUGAUUCAUCUAUGUACCAAAACAUUGUUGGUAACCAGGAAUAAAAAAUUCUACCAAAUAAAAGAAAUUUAUAAAAUUA
Arabidopsis lyrata subsp. lyrata is the source of this 1403-nucleotide messenger RNA. RefSeq names its product alcohol dehydrogenase-like 2. Gene Ontology annotation, cellular component: cytosol. The coding region runs from base 127 to 1293 and encodes 388 amino acids. Lineage: Eukaryota; Viridiplantae; Streptophyta; Magnoliopsida; Brassicales; Brassicaceae. Gene Ontology annotation, molecular function: S-(hydroxymethyl)glutathione dehydrogenase [NAD(P)+] activity; zinc ion binding. The transcript is spliced from 9 exons. The record is from RefSeq and is a predicted model, not a curated record. Gene Ontology annotation, biological process: formaldehyde catabolic process.